Molecule: messenger RNA, 627 nt
Organism: Chenopodium quinoa (quinoa)
Lineage: Eukaryota; Viridiplantae; Streptophyta; Magnoliopsida; Caryophyllales; Amaranthaceae
Product: ATP-dependent DNA helicase PIF1-like
Exons: 1
Coding region: 1-627 (208 amino acids)
Source: RefSeq, a predicted model, not a curated record
AUGAAUGAAGAUGUUGAUAUCAUAAAUGAACAUCUGAUUAGUAUGUUUCUUGGUAUAUCUGCUAUAUAUAAAAGCUAUGAUUUAGUUGUUGGUGAUAGUUGCACACUCUAUCCUACUGAAUUCCUCAAUUCACUUUGCCCGGGGGGAAUGAGUCCUCACAGACUUGAGUUGAAAAUAGGCGGUCUUGUUAUUCUAUUGCGCAACUUGGCGCCCUCUAAAGGCAUGUGCAAUGGAACCCGUCUUAUUUGUAGACGAAUCCUUCCUAAUUCUAUUAUAUGUGAAAUAUCAUCAGGUCAUUAUGAAGGCACGUUUUACUUUGUACCUCGUGUGAAUUUAAGGCCUUCAGUUUCUUCUAAGUAUCCAUUUCAGUUUGAACGUGUUCGAUUUCAAUUGAAAUUAAGCUUUGCAAUGACAUUAAACAAGUCUCAAGGUCAAACAUUAAAUCGAGUGUUAGUGUAUCUUCCACAUCCAUGCUUCUCACAUGGACAACUAUAUGUUGCUCUUUCACAUGCUAAACGGUCUGAUAUGGUUACUGUCUUUACACCUCAGCCACCAGUUGCUAUUCCUAAAUCAAGUGUUAAGAAUAUCGUGUCAUAUGAUGUUUUACGAUUAGAAAAUAUUAUUUAA